AUGACUACUGUAGUAGCAACAACUGGAAUAGUAAACAAUCUGCAUGAGAUUUGCAAGGUUUUCGCAAAAUAUAUUUCAGAUUAUAUCCGCUUUUUGAACAAGUUUAUUGGUCACUUACGGAAAGUAGCUACUCUGAGGUUUGAGAGAACGACGUUAAUCAAAUAUGUCAAAAAAUUAAGGUUCUUGCAUGAUACCUUGACGAGUUACGAUGUCUACUCAGACAUAAAUAUUGAUGGCGAGACAGCAUUGGCAAAUGAAAUCUUGCCUAUGGCAUCUUUCUACUUGAAGAUCGUUGAACUUUUAGAUAUGCUGAAUUUCUACUUGACACAAUCAUUGCAGAAAGAAAUCAUCUCGAAAACCUUGAAUAAUGACUUGACCCUACCAGAGGAAUCCAUAUCCACUAUUGAGGACUGCUACAAUCAUUUUGUCAAGUUUGCCGAGUGGAUGAUUGAAUCAUUAGACAUUGGAACCCCUUUUCUUCAAAUUGAAGUAAUACAGUUUGCUAAGAAAUGCGCAAUUGAAGAUAACGUAGAUCUUGAAAGCACGAAUGAUAUAUUCCUGCAAGAAGUGGCUCCUGUGGAGGAUUCUGAGGAAUAUGAUAAUCUCUCCAAAGAGUGGUCAUUACUUUUAGAAGAAAAGACACUUGCACUCGAUAUUCAUUUCGUUCAGAUUUUGAAUCACUGGAGUGAAAAAUUCGAUAAAAAGAAAGACGCUAAAUGA
Zygotorulaspora mrakii is the source of this 720-nucleotide messenger RNA. It is a transcript of the gene SHE2, whose product is annotated as She2p. Gene Ontology annotation, molecular function: RNA binding. The transcript has a single exon. Lineage: Eukaryota; Fungi; Ascomycota; Saccharomycetes; Saccharomycetales; Saccharomycetaceae. Bases 1 to 720 code for a protein of 239 amino acids. The record is from RefSeq and is a predicted model, not a curated record.